UACUGAUCACUUGUUCUACUGAACGCGGCCAAUGGAGAUAUCCGGGGCCAAAUAAAGAUGGAUGGAUGGAUACAAUAACAGCUGUCAUCUAUUAAACAAAUAUCAAUUACAAACUAAUCAAAAUACAGUAAUCACAGUAUCUAAGAAGAAGUAAUAACCUGCUGCAACUGAAUCGGAUUAAACUGCAUAUGAUAUUUUAUUUGAAAGAAGAACAGUUGUAAUUGUCAGUCUAUGUAUAGUUAAAUUGAUUGAAUCAAGAAAGAUCUGUGGCUGAGCGACUUCAAGUGAUCUCAAGACUAGGCCAAGUAUUUUUAGGUGAAAUAUAUAUUUAAUGUCCAAAUUUUCACUUUGUGGACAAUCUCUAUAAUAGUUUUUGAGGAAUAAAAAAUACCUGUACCAUGGCAACUGCUCUUCAUACUAUUACAGUUGAAACUGCAAAAGCUAUACUGGCAGAUGUUUUGACAGCACUGAAUACACCAGAGAAUUUAGAGAAGCUUGCAGAAGCAAAUGAAAAAUCUGGUAAUGAGAUGUUAAAGAAAAUGCAGUUUGUAUUUCCAUUAGUAAUAGAGAUUCAAAUUGAUGUUAUUAAAAAUUAUGGGUUUCCAGAAGGAAGAGAAGGGGCUGUACGGUUUGCAGAGAUUAUUAGAGCUUUUGAGAAAGAAGAUCCUGAAGUAGCACAAUUACAUAAUCAGGUUCGUUCAUAUUUUCUAUCACCAGUUUUGAUAAAUUCUACAAAUGAAUUUCCUUAAAAUACAAAUUUACAUAUAUAAUGUUGUAGAGUUCAUAUUAUACUUAUAUAUACAAUUUUUAUUUUAAGACUGACUUAAGCAUGUAAGGAUAACUUAUAUAAUUUCAGAAAAUUAACAUGUAUGUAUUAUGAAAAUAAAUAAUGUAUUUUAUAUAUUA
Odontomachus brunneus is the source of this 906-nucleotide messenger RNA. Its product is annotated as protein C10. The record is from RefSeq and is a predicted model, not a curated record. Bases 399 to 749 code for a protein of 116 amino acids. Gene Ontology annotation, biological process: post-embryonic development. NCBI's taxonomy places the organism in Eukaryota, Metazoa, Arthropoda, Insecta, Hymenoptera, Formicidae. The transcript has 3 exons.